AUGCCGACCACUACGACGAUUGUCUCGACGUCGGACAUGCUGUCUCAUAAAACGCCCAGCAAAGGCUCGUCGUCGACGGAGGCAACGUUACAGUCACUGUACAACCGUGCAGCGAGAGCAUUCCUUCACCGCGACGUUACAAUCACAUUCACCUUGUUAAGCGCUGCAUUCGCACUGCUCCCACCUCCCCUUGCGCCCUUACCUGAUCCCCUAGAUGUACACCGGAGAAAGUGGGAUAUCCUUCGCAUCACCCUCGAGACCACCGUCUUCUCUUCUACUCCAGACAUCGCUGAUUUACCGCAACCACUCCGAGAAUUCCUACUCUUAUCUCCCCAAUCAUUUAUUUCCACUUUGUAUGCUCGAUCUCUCGCUUUAUUUACUCCUUCAUCUCUGUGUCGAAAACCUAGCUCCGCAUUCCUUCCGCACCAAGUCCUCAUCACACUCGUCGCAUCCAGUAUCAAGAUAGAUUGCAUAAGUGUUGGUCGUGAGAUGACAGAGGAUUGGUUAUCAAAACGCGGUCAAUAUGACUUCGUACCUUCCACAGGUGAACCAUAUUACAGGGUACUAGAACUCUACUGCUUGCAUGUCCUGCCUCGUUUGGGCGAGCGGGAAUAUGUCAAAGAAUUCUUGUCCUACGAGAAUGAACUCUCGUCUGACAAAAAACGCGAACUUCAUUUGGCCCUCGAUGCUCAACAUGCUCACACGCUAGAGAGUAUAAGACGGGAGACGCCAAAACCCGAGACUACUCCCUCUCCUACACCAAUACCUCCACUCCGCUCUUUAUCCCCAGCCUCUUCCUCUUCCUCUCUAUCCACCACGUCCACCCGCACUGCCGUUCCAGCAUCCCCACGUCCAAAACUUACCCGCCAACAAUCCACCACUUCCACAUCAGCAGUUUCAGACUCUACCGUAACCAAAUCCCCUCGCCACCGCUACAACCAAAGCAUGCCUCGAGGAAGUUCGAGUGCCAGUGGCGUUCGCACCCCCCGCAUUCUGCCAGUCGACCACAGUCUCGCCACUGCACAACCCCCAACCUCCCUAGCACUCCUCCGAUAUUAUUUCAACCACUAUUUCACCGCAAACAGAAUCGCCACUCUAUUGGUUUUGUUCUUCCUAAUCCCCUUCAUGUCUUUGAUCCUCCGGAGGCGGCGGCGCUUGGAGACACCUGCGGACUUGGUACGGAGGAGGUUAUUGGAAGCCCGUGGCGAUUCCUUUGCGAGAAGGUUGUGGAAUGAGUUGGUGAGAGCGGUUUUGGAUACUGUCAGGAUGGGUGGUGGGGGACUUGUGUAA
Molecule: messenger RNA, 1290 nt
Organism: Suillus subaureus
Lineage: Eukaryota; Fungi; Basidiomycota; Agaricomycetes; Boletales; Suillaceae
Exons: 2
Coding region: 1-1290 (429 amino acids)
Source: RefSeq, a predicted model, not a curated record